AUGACGCCAAAUGAGCUGAACUAUUCGCCAAUUGAAAAAUUGUGCUUGGCGCUAGUCUUCUCAAUUCAAAAGAUGAAGCAUUAUUUUCAAGCUCAUGUUGUUCGCCUUAUUUCUAGAGCAAAUCCUAUCAAGCUAGCUGGAUCGAGCUCACCGUUCUAUUCGACGAAUCGCCAAAUUGAAUUCCCCAUCGCCAAAUUGGCUUGGUCUAGGAGCCGACACACUGUAACUUUUGGCGAGCUAAAGGCUCACUCGGCGAGUCGCCGAGUGGCUUUUGGCGAGCUUCAGCGUGUUCAGUUUUUAAUCCUGCCACUUGAGCGUCAAAUUCCUUUUUUAAGACUUAGUAUUCAAGAAGUACUCAUUGGAGAAGAAAAUGCUCGACUACGUCUUGCGAAGUUAGAAGCAUUUGAUGAAAAGAGGCUAGAAUCCCAACAAAAUCUUGAAUGUUAUCAAGAUCAUCUAUCUCGUGCUUUCAAUAAGAAGGUUCGCUUAAGGUGCAUCCAAGUUGGAGACAAAGUUCUUGCAGUAGGACGAGCCAUCAUUACUUCACAUAAGUCUGGGAGAAAAUUUACCUCAAAGUGGGAUUGUCCAUAUGUCAUACAAGAAGCAUAUUCGAAUGGUGCUUACAAGAUUGUUAAUGCAGAUGGAGUAAGGAUCAGUCCUAUUAAUGUAAAAUUCCUGAAGAGGUACUACCCUUGA
Solanum stenotomum is the source of this 696-nucleotide messenger RNA. RefSeq lists its product as uncharacterized. The record is from RefSeq and is a predicted model, not a curated record. NCBI's taxonomy places the organism in Eukaryota, Viridiplantae, Streptophyta, Magnoliopsida, Solanales, Solanaceae. Bases 1 to 696 code for a protein of 231 amino acids. The transcript has 3 exons.